UUUAAAAUCCACAAAUGUCAAGGACUUCCUGUACAGCUAGGAUUUAUAAAAAUGCAUUAAAAGUGGGUGGGGGGUUUUCUUUAGCAAUUAUGAGAAUUGUAUUAAUCAACACAUUUUCCAGUUCCCCUAUCAAUAAAGUCCAUACAUUAACUUUACAUCCACACAUUACAUCCAGGUGGUCAACAGAUAAAGUCUAACAUUUUCCUCCAAUAUAUAGAGUGAGAAAGCAAAAAUGUUUAAACAUUACUGUUAGUUUUUUUUUUUUUUUUCGUGCAAGGAAUUCACUUGAUGGCUAUAUAUCGUUAAUUAAUUUGUCAAAUUAUAAUGCUUUUAAUUUGUAUGGAACCCACAUUUUUUCCCCCACUUCCUGUCACGCUCCGUCACUUCCUUCCCAACCAAGCUCUGCUCCGUUGCUAAGGAGCCCACCUUCAACACACAGUUUUUAGCACGCGGACAGCAACUCUAGUCACUAUAUUGACUUAAUCUCAAAAAUACCUGACUUUGUAACGUUAAUGUGCAGAAAAACUGGAGCAAAUACUACGAGGCCAUGGCGAAUGCCCACCGGACAAACGUUCUGGUCACUUCGUGUCUGAAAACGCCGGUAGACCCGCACACCAAAGCCCCGUUAGCUUCGUACGAGAGGGAGAGAGUCCUGCCGUUCGCGGCUACAAGUCAUGUGGACAACCGGCACUACGAGAAGGAGCUGGAGUAUGAGGACUCAGGCUCUGAUUUCUGUGGUGAGGACCGUUUGGGGAAGGGCGGUCCUCUCCUGGUGACUGACUACAGAGCAGCAGGAGACCGCCUUGACCUGAGUGAAAUCUUCUUCACCAACGAGGAGUACUACAGCAAGCUGGAGGAGCUGAAGAAGGCCCACCUUCGCACCAUGGCUGAGCUGGAGAGCAUGUAUCGGCGAAAGCUGCAGCUCAAGUCCAUGGAGCCUCUGGACGUGGCGACGCUGGGGACGAGGCACAGGCUACUGUGGUCGAACACCAGCCCAGCAGCUUCACGCCGUUUGAGGAAGUCGCACUCUGCUGUUGAACUCAGGAGGGGCUCCGGACAGUCAGACUCUUCAGAUGAAGAUGAAGCUGCCAGUAACGAUGUGGAGAAAGGCCUGCUUUUUUCUCCUAAAGAACACAUCAAGAACAUGUGGCGGGAUUUUGAGCUGUCCCCUCAUAAUGGCCACCUCUCGUUCUCCUCGUUGCACAGCCUGUCGGGAGACCAGAAGACACCAAGACAGGGAAAAGGAAAGAAGAGGCAGGGGCAUAAAGAUGGAGAGCAGGAGCCUUGGAAACACAGAGUGACCGUCCCGAAACCUUUCCAGAUGAUGCUGCGUGAGGCUGAGAAGCGAAAGCGUGGCAUAAAGACGCGUUCAGAGAUCGAACUGGAGAACGCAGAGCUGCGACGGCAGCUGGAAGAACUGACAGAGUGCCAGAGGAAGUUCCGUGCGAGCCCCGUACCGGCUCAUGUUCACCUCCCGCUUUAUGAAGAGCUGCAGGAGCGGAACGAGGAACGACAACGAUCGAUAAGAGAACGAGAAGAUCAGCAUCUUCAAACCAUCCAGAAGCCCUUCAGCUUCCUGGAGAGGGAGCGACUCAAGAAGGAGCAGAAACAGCUACAUCACCCGCAACCAUCCGAUCAGGAAAAAGUGAAACCCUUCAAGGCCAAGCCUGUGCCCAAGGCAGUGUACGCAGCAGCAUCAGGGGAGCAGAUGAAGGAGGAGCAGCUCUAUCGGUCUAUCAAGAUAAAGAUGAGAGCUGAGGAGAUGCUCCACAGUGCUUCGAUGCCGGCCAGCAUGCUCGCACGACGACUCAGCGAACGCAAGAAGACCAAAGACAGCAGCGCCGCAGCCGGAGGGGACAACGACUUCUCCCACAGGCCCCAUAUUAACAAAGAGGUACCUGACUUCGACGCCAGUUACCGACGCUUCCAGAAACACCUGGAGAAACAAAAAGAGGUGAAGCCCACGACUGCAUGCGAACCCUUUGAAUUGAGGACGUCACAGAUCUCUUCGCACCGCGAACGCAUCCUGGCCGACAUCGAGAAGGAGCAGAGCAGCCCUCGGAUGCUGCGCUGGCCGUACAUCAGCCCCAGGCCGUCUCGGACGGCAAACUCAAGUGUCUGUUCGUCCCUCUCUGGCAGCCUAGAGCUCCUGCCUACCAAAGUCACAGAUGCCACCAAAAAGCGCCAUGAGGCUGUGAGAAAGGUGCUGGAGCAGAGGAAGAAGGCUGAGGAGGAGGAGGAGCGGUGGAAGGAAAGGCAGAAGCAGAAGGAGAAGCAGCUGCAGAGGGUGGUGGUGAAACGCGCCCAGGCCAACGACCCCCACCUGGCUCUCUCACAGACGCACCAGACCAAACUCAAAGAAUUCAGGAAACAAGAGCUUCAGCGCAGGAAGGAGUACCGGCAGGAGAUUAAAGAGAUGCAGCAGAGAUUGAAGGGGAGGCCGCUGCUGUUGGAGCAGGUUGCACAGAGGAAUGCCAAACAGGCAGCAGAGAAGCGCUACACAGACGCCCUGCAUGGAUGUGAUCUGACUGAGGAGUUUAUCAGCAGCAAGGCGGCCAAAUCAGGAUCUGCACGCAAAGCCUCCCAGUCCAGUGACAGCAAACAGAGUGACGAAGAGGAGCCAGACAUGGGAUAUGAACCUGUUCACUACAGAAAGGUCUUCCUGGACGAUGAAGACGUGGACGCAGAUCCAAACGAAAGGGAAGGAGGGAGAGAGGAAGAGGAGAGUGACGAAACUUCAUUAAACCGCCGUGAUGGAGAGGACGCCGGCAGUCACCGCUCAGAUCAGGAUUACCAUGGAGAUGAUCACCACUAUUCAGAUGAAAGUUUCCACUACUCGGACGAUCAUGAGAACUAUUCAGACGACAGCGAGCAUGAUGCUGACACUAGGAGUUUCACUGAGAGGAACAAACACACACAUUCACACCUGGAAGCUGUCGAGUACAACCACAGUCUGAUCUGCUGAGCUGCUCCACUGGAGCGGUCGGGGUUAAGGACCUUGCUCAAGGGCACCUCAGUGGUGGUAAUGAGGGAGGGGCAGAAAUUGAACAGACGACCUCCCGGUCACAAGCUCGCUUCUCUAAUCUUUAGCCCACCGCUGCCCACUCUGACUUCACUCAUUCGCUAUCCCCUACAUAAUAAACACUCAGUAGAUUACUCUGUAGUGAGCAGUUCAUUGAGAUUUUAGACACUUUUGAAUCGUCAUUAGUGACAGAUGUAAUUUCUAGCAAAAUGCCGUACGUGUCAUGAGCACUUUCGCUCCAUUGUGGGAAUUUUUGAGUGCACAAUAAAACGCUUCACACUUAAGGAAGUGAUUUUGGACACAGCCAUAGGCCAUUUGCACAGUACACACUUUGACUCGUCAUAGUAGGACGAGCACAGGUGUUAUAAUAACAUUAUAAUAACAUUAACGAUGGCUCCUUCUAUUCAACGGUCCCAGUGAGCCAUGACAGUAAUGGCAUGUCCCAAAUCCAUACUACAUACUAAUUCUAUACAGUAAUUACUCCAUACUUACUCUUAAUAUACUGUUUUAGCAGUUAGUAUACGCACGCUGUCUGCUUCAAAUAUACUUUAUUUCAUGACCUAUCCAGUGCGAACACAGCACAUACUAAAAACCUGCUUAGAAUUAGUAUGUAGUAUGGACUUGGCAGCUAAAUGGAAUUCGGCCAUUAUUAAUUUUAUUAUUUCCAGAUGUGCUUUUCCUGCUGUGACAAAAAUGUCUUCCAUUAAAAGGCCUAAUUUCAAUGAGCUAACAUCUUACUUAUCUGUAUAUAUUUUAUAAUAUCACAAUUCUUCUGUUUUAUGUAUGUUUUUUUUGUUUACACAUGCUUUGGCAAUGUUAACAUCUGUUUCCCAUGCCAAUGAAGCCAAACUGAAUUGAAUAUAAGAGAAAAUAAAUAAAUAAUCAUGUUUCUGUAAUGUUUAUGGCUUUCAGUUAUUGGUUUUGUGGUACUGUAUAUACACUUGUGUUAUUGUCUGCAGCUGUGUUUUAUGUGCUGCAGCCUCUCUUGGCCAGGACACUCUUGAAAAAGUGAGUUUUAAUCUCAAUGAGUCUUUUAUUCCUGGUUAAAUAAAGAUUAAAUAAAAUGUUUUUAAAAA
Siniperca chuatsi (mandarin fish) is the source of this 4098-nucleotide messenger RNA. RefSeq names its product FAM161 centrosomal protein A (gene fam161a). NCBI's taxonomy places the organism in Eukaryota, Metazoa, Chordata, Actinopteri, Centrarchiformes, Sinipercidae. The record is from RefSeq and is a predicted model, not a curated record. Gene Ontology annotation, cellular component: cilium. Gene Ontology annotation, biological process: cilium organization. Bases 548 to 2965 code for a protein of 805 amino acids. The transcript has 8 exons.